Triticum turgidum subsp. durum (durum wheat) is the source of this 1359-nucleotide messenger RNA. The record is from the annotation of a GenBank genome assembly. NCBI's taxonomy places the organism in Eukaryota, Viridiplantae, Streptophyta, Magnoliopsida, Poales, Poaceae.
AUGGCGGCGGCCGGCGGCAGCAGCAGCAAGAGGACGUGGGUGGUGGACGUGGAGAAGAAGCUCAAGGAAGCCGACAAGUCGGCGGAGGUGUCGCGGUGGGAGCGCCACUGCAUCUACCAAGUGCCGCCCUGCAUGACCAACAUCAAGAGCAAGGCCUACCAGCCGCAGGUGGUGUCGCUCGGCCCUUUCCACCACGGCGACCGCGACCUGCGCCCCAUGGAGGAGCACAAGCACCGGGCGCUGCGCCAGCUGCUCCUCCGCGCGAACCGGCCGCUCGACGACUUUGUCGCCGCCGUGGAGGAGGUGACGGAGGAGCUGGAGGGCGCGUACAUGGACCUCGACAACGAGUGGCGUGCCGACGGCGGGGGCAGGGACCGGUUCCUGGCCAUGAUGAUCUUCGACGGCUGCUUCCUGCUGGAGGUGAUGAGGUGCACGGCCGCAGACGGGAAGCAGGUCGGCGACUACGCGCAUAACGACCCGAUCUUCAGCCCCCACGGGAUACUCUACAUGGUGCCCUACAUCCGGCGAGACGUGCUCAUGCUCGAGAACCAGCUACCGCUGCUCCUGCUUCAGAAGCUCGUUGAGGUUGAGAGCGGAAAGCCUCAGAGCGAAGACUUCAUCAACCGAAUGGUGCUGAAAUUUCUGGCCCAAUCAUCUGGGACACUACCAGCAGGCAUCGGCCUAGGGCUCCACCCGCUGGAUGUCUUUCGCCGGAGCAUGCUCACUGGUAAGCACCACAAAAUUCGGAGCCCCCAGGACAUUGAGGACGACAACGCUAUCAUCCGGUCAGCAGUGGAGCUCUACGAAGCUGGGAUCCAGUUCAAGCCGAGCAAGACGCUGAGCCUGCACGACAUCCGGUUCCGGCGCGGCACGCUGAGCAUGCCGACGGUGUCGGUGGACGACUCCACGGAGUACAUGUUCCUCAACAUGAUGGCGUUCGAGCGGCUACAUGCUGGAGCCGGAAAUGACGUGACUGGCUACGUCUUCUUCAUGGACAACAUCAUCGACUCGGCCAAGGACGUGGCGCUGCUGAGCUCCAAGGGCAUCAUUCAGAAUGCCAUCGGCAGCGACCAGGCCGUGGCCAAGCUGUUCAACACCAUUUCUAGGGACGUGGUGCUCGAGCCCAACAGCGCCCUCGACGCCGUGCAGCGGCAGGUGAACGGCUACUUCCGGCAGCCGUGGAACAUGUGGCGCGCCAACCUCAUCCACACCUACUUCAGGAGCCCCUGGGCGUUCCUCUCCCUCGCCGCCGCCAUCUUCCUCCUCGGCAUGACCAUCAUGCAGACCGUCUACACCGUGCUGCAGUUCUACGGGGGCGACAGCAACAGCCCACCGCCAUCGGCACCAUCUCCCAUGUGA